Molecule: messenger RNA, 1098 nt
Organism: Penicillium arizonense
Lineage: Eukaryota; Fungi; Ascomycota; Eurotiomycetes; Eurotiales; Aspergillaceae
Exons: 3
Coding region: 1-1098 (365 amino acids)
Molecular function (GO): dioxygenase activity
Source: RefSeq, a predicted model, not a curated record
AUGGCCGUUUCGACCUUGAACUACAACCACUUUACCUCGGGAACACAAGAGCAGCGUGAGACAUUUGCUCGUGAACUCCUAGACAGCUUUGAGAGAACUGGAUUCGCGAAGCUCAAAGCUCACACCUUCAGUGCACAAGAACUGAACGAAUUGUUCACCUGGGGUCACAAAUUCUUCGAUCAGCCAUUGGAUGUGAAGAAUGAAAUUCCGAAUGAGACAGGACCUCGACCCAUGCGUGGCUACACACCGUGGAGGGUUGAGGAAGUCGGGAGGCUUCACCGUGAUGAAAGGGUUAGGCUCAUGAAGGAUUCCAAGGAGCAUUUUGAUCAAGGCCCCAGCUAUGACACUGAAUUCCCAAACCAAUGGCCAAAAGCACCUGAGCUAUCGGGCUUCAAACGCUUCAUGGAAGACUUUUACCAGCAAUGCGAUGAUACCUGCCUAACGCUCAUGGCAGCGCUUGAGGUUGCCUGGGGUAUCGAUGAUGGGUCGUUGGUCGCACGCUGUGUUCCCAGCUCCACCGACCUCCGACUGACUCACUAUCCUGCAAUCCCUGUUGAGGAGAUGCAGGGAGACCGGGCAAGCCGCAUUGCACCCCACACUGAUUUUGGUCCCAUCACGCUGCUGUUCCAGGACAGCACUGGUGGUCUAGAAAUCGAAGACCGGGACGAGAAUUCGAAGACCAAGUCUUUUGUUCCAUUGCCGCCCACGGAUACGACAGAAAUGAUUGUGAAUGUUGGCGAUACGCUGACGCGCUGGACAAAUGGAAAGAUCACCGGAGGCAUCCACCAGGUCACUGCGCCGGAAGCAAUGAAGGAGGGCAGCGGCCUGAUGAUUCCACCCCGAAUGUCCAUGGCCUAUCUCUUCAAGGCUGGACGGAAUGUCUCGGUUGGCCCCUUGCCAAAGUUUGUGUCGGACAGGCAACCUGCCAUUUAUCCCGACAUGACGGCUUUCGAAUUUCAACAGUGGAGAAACAGCACCGUGUACGGACUUAACAAAAAAGAGCAUCUGAACGAGAAAGAGCAACUAAACGACAAAGAGCACAUGAUUGUCGCUGGUAGCUGGAAUAGUACCCCCAAGGCUAUUCUGCUGCAGGCGUGA